AUGGCUAAUGUUUUGGUGUUUGGCUGUUGUUUAGUAAUACUAAGCUUGGUUGUAGCUCAAGGUUCUGUUUCUGCUCAAUCAACACGGGCUUUCUUCGUUUUUGGUGAUUCACUUGUGGACAGUGGCAACAACGAUUUCUUGGCAACCACAGCAAGAGCAGAUGCUCCUCCCUAUGGCAUUGAUUUCCCAACACACAGACCCACUGGACGCUUCUCUAAUGGCCUAAACAUCCCUGACAUAAUCAGUAUGAGACUUGGCUUAGAGCCUACGCUGCCAUAUUUGAGUCCUCUACUAAUUGGAGAGAAGCUCCUAAUUGGUGCCAAUUUUGCAUCCGCGGGGAUUGGCAUUCUCAACGACACGGGAAUACAAUUUUUGCACAUUAUCCACAUCGAGAAGCAACUGAAGCUAUUCCAAGAGUAUCAGAAAAGGUUAAGAGCACACAUUGGUGCGGAGGGAGCGCGGAACAUAGUAAACAGAGCACUCGUACUCAUCACUCUUGGAGGCAACGAUUUUGUCAACAAUUACUACUUGGUGCCUUAUUCAGCAAGAUCGCGCCAAUUUUCUCUCCCAGAUUAUGUGCGCUAUCUCAUAUCUGAGUACCGCAAAGUUCUCACUAAGCUUUAUGAUUUGGGAGCUCGUAGGGUUCUUGUCACGGGCACAGGGCCAAUGGGGUGUGUUCCAGCGGAAUUAGCCAUGAGGAGCAGAAAUGGUGAUUGCGACGUGGAACUUCAGAGAGCUGCAUCCUUAUACAAUCCCCAACUCGUUGAAAUGAUCAAUGGACUUAACCGAGAAAUCGGUGCUGAUGUCUUCAUUGCUGCUAAUGCUUAUAGAAUGCACAUGGAUUUCGUUUCCAACCCUCGAGCUUAUGGUUUUGUGACAUCAAAGAUAGCUUGUUGUGGGCAAGGGCCAUACAAUGGGAUUGGGCUGUGCACACCCACUUCAAAUUUGUGCCCAAACAGAGACCUUUACGCGUUUUGGGAUCCAUUCCAUCCAUCCGAGAAAGCAAGUAAAAUCAUAGUCCAACAGAUCCUGCGAGGCACCACUGAGUACAUGCACCCCCUGAAUCUCACUACUAUCAUGGCCCUUGAUUCCAUGACUUGA
Molecule: messenger RNA, 1101 nt
Organism: Abrus precatorius (Indian licorice)
Lineage: Eukaryota; Viridiplantae; Streptophyta; Magnoliopsida; Fabales; Fabaceae
Product: GDSL esterase/lipase At5g33370-like
Exons: 5
Coding region: 1-1101 (366 amino acids)
Molecular function (GO): hydrolase activity, acting on ester bonds
Source: RefSeq, a predicted model, not a curated record